AAACGUGAGGGGGUUCCCCCAAAACACUCCCAGUGCACGUGGCUGGAGAAAGGGGUGGAGCGAACCUCUUUGUUAUCACGCUACUUAUACGGCUGUUGCGACAGAAAUAUCUAACUUUAUCUAGACCGGUAACUCUAACUUGGAACGGGCUUUCGCGUUCGGCUAGGACAUAGCCAGGAUAAACGAUGUUUUCCACGGCCACAAGAAACUUUGUGGAGGAGAUUGAUGAUGGCAGCUUGGUCCCUGUGUCCAGUCUGAUUGACUCAGACAAACUGGUCCCUCUCUCACUGAUUGUGAAACGAAAGCGUUUUUGGAUUUGGCAGAAACCCAAGUACCUGCCCACUGAUUUUACCCUCAGUGAUGUGCUGACUGGAGACACACCCUUAACCCCAGUUGUGGUCAAGACUGAUUUCCUAAAGUACCAAGGGACAUUUGGUGACAACAAAUCAGGAAACAUUGAGUCGAAUUUGGUUGCUGUAAACCUUAAAGUGGAGGGGAAAGACACAUCUAAACUCCAGUCGUCCUUCGGCAGCCUGAAGAAAGAGGAGGUGGAUGUACAGAAGUUGCUGCGCGACUCCAAAGACAAGCUUUUGGACAUGUCCCACUGUCUGAUCCAGCAGACCCGUGAGAAGUCCAGGGAGGUGUUUGCGGUGGUGAAGGAGAGGAUUGUGACGACCCAGCCGUGUUCGGUCAUAGAGGAGGUCCAGCAGGGGGGGCAGUUAGGGGAGCUGCUGAGCUUCUGUGGGCCCAAGAGCACCCAGGUGUCUGUAAAGGAGAACAGCAGCCUGCACAAAGACAGCAACGUGUCUCUGGAGAUUCCUGCCCACACCGUCAUCGCUUACGGCAUUAUAGAGCUGGAGAUCAAACUCAACGGACACUAUGAGCUGUGCCUAAUGUCCGACACUCUUGGGGGGUUCGAGGUGGAUGGGCCUGUUAAGAAGAGCUUAGUGGGGGUGUCUGGCGCUGGACGACACCCCAAAGAAGAGCUGCUUUCAGAGAGGGCAAAAUCUGACUGCAUGUGUGGGAAUGGAUGUGGGUUGGCAGACCCGCGAGCAACUGCGACCCCUCAGGAUGAGUUCAUAAAGUUCCCCGUCCCUGGUCUAGUGGUGCAAGGCGUCCCUGGUCCAGUGGUGCAAGGCGUCCCUGGUCCAGUGGUGCAAGGCGUCCCUGGUCCAGUGGUGCAAGGCGUUAGUGAACUGGACAAACUGAGGGGUCAUUUCCAGCUGCUGUCUGUCCUGCCAGCAGACACUCGUUCCUCUCUGCUCCAGCUCCUCAAGACAACCAUGGAGGACAGAGAGACAGUCAGUGUGCUGGAGAGUGUGCUGGACCAGAUGUGCACAGGGAAGACAGCUGACCUGGGGGAGGUUAAGGAAGUGUCUCAGAUGCAGACAGUCCAGGCCAUACUGAACCUUCUAGAGCAUUCGGACUCCAGCCCAACACACUCUGUCCUCAGUGAUUCCAGCCAGACACCAUCCCUCAGUGAUUCCAGCCAGACACCAUCCCUCAGUGAUUCCAGCCAGACACCAUCCCUCAGUGAUUCCAGCCAGACACCAUCCCUCAGUGAUUCCAGCCAGACACCAUCCCUCAGUGAUUCCAGCCAGACACCCACCCUCCUCAAUGCCACUCAUCUCAUUGUCAGUGCCAUGGAUGGAAUGACAGAUGAAGGUCUCUCUGUGUUGGGAUCCUGUUGCAGUCCUCCAGUCUUACAGGCCCUGCAGAUCCUGGUGCAGCAUGUGGCAGCAGGGAGUGGGGAGACCCUCUCUCUGAGAGAUGCAGGUCUGGCUGUUCUGACUGAGGAGGACGUGUAUCAGAGGACAGAGAGUCUCUUUGGUCACUCUGAAGUUACACUGAAGAGAGAGGAGGACACACUGAGGACAGAGAUGAAGGACCAGCCUGGAUACCUUCCUCUAGUCAUGAGUAUCACUGUGAAAGGCCUGGCCUCUUUAGUUUAA
Oncorhynchus gorbuscha (pink salmon) is the source of this 1952-nucleotide messenger RNA. Its product is annotated as gasdermin-E-like. The coding region runs from base 186 to 1952 and encodes 588 amino acids. The record is from RefSeq and is a predicted model, not a curated record. The transcript is spliced from 11 exons. Gene Ontology annotation, cellular component: cytoplasm. Lineage: Eukaryota; Metazoa; Chordata; Actinopteri; Salmoniformes; Salmonidae. Gene Ontology annotation, biological process: programmed cell death.